AUGUUUGGACAUGGUUGGAAUAAUUAUAUCCAACAUGCUUAUCCUGAAGAUGAAUUGAAUCCUUUUGAAUGCAAUGGCAGAGGAAGUGACAAAGCAGAUCCGGACAAUAUUCAUGUCAAUGAUGUGUUGGGAGAUUAUUCGCUUACAUUAGUCGAUACACUAGACACACUUGCCAUCAUGGGCACACAAGAACAGUUUGAAGAAGCAGUGCAACGUGUGAUUCAGACGGUUUCUUUUAGCCAAGAUAAUAAAGUACAAGUCUUUGAACUGAAUAUUCGAGCAUUGGGUGGACUCCUCUCUGCUCAUUUAUUAGCAACAGAUCCUACAUUUCAUCAUACCAUCCCUGGCUAUCAAAAUGAAUUACUUGAUAUGGCCAAAGAUUUAGCAGAUCGACUCAUGCCAGCCUUCCAAUCCACCAAAACAGGUAUUCCUUACCCUCGCGUCCAUCUCCUACACGGCGUAUCACCUACAGAAACAACCGAGACAUGCACAGCAGGCGCUGGUAGUCUGUUACUUGAAUUUGGUGUACUGAGUCGACUGACAGGCGACCCCUCUUAUGAAGCAGCAGCAAAACGUGCGCUUCAAUCUGUCUGGGAUCGCCGGUCUGACAUCAACCUGAUGGGCAAUGUGAUUGACAUCCAGACAGGCACUUGGAUCCAUACAGCAUCCUCCACAGGUGCAGGCAUUGAUUCUGUAUUUGAAUAUAUGCUGAAGUCCUACAUCUUGUUUGGCGACCAAGAAUACAAGGACAUGUUUGACCAAGCCUAUCGUGCCCUGAUGUUGUUUGUCAGAGAUCCCUCGGGUUACCUGUACCGCAAUGUCCAUAUGAGUACGGGGUCUUUGAUGUCUUCUUGGGUCGAUAGUCUCAGUGCCUUUUUUCCUGGUCUUCAAGUGUUGUAUGGCGACAUAGAUGCUGCCAUCAAGAGUCAUUUGGUCUAUUUCAAUAUCUGGCGAAGAUACCAUGCACUUCCUGAACGCUUUGACUUCUUUCAAAAGACAGUCGAUUUGCCUUACUACCCUUUACGCCCUGAAUUCGUUGAAUCGACCUAUCAUCUCUACAGGGCAACCAAAGACCCGUUUUAUUUAGAGGUAGGCGAGAUGGUCUUACAGGAUCUCAAUAACCGAACCCGGGUCCAUUGUGGAUUUGCUUCUCUGGGCGAUGUUCGUUCAGGGCGACUGGAGGAUCGCAUGGAGAGUUUCAUGUUGAGUGAGACACUCAAGUACCUUUACUUGUUAUUUGAUACAGAUCAUAGCAUCAACACUAUGGAUGGAAACUACGUCUUUACUACUGAGGGACACAUCUUGCCUGCACCUGCUCUUUAUCGAUCCAGCCCACCUCAUACACCGACAGUGUCCCUUCAGACAUCGCCUGCGGGGACUUGUGCACGCUACAAUCCUAGGCAGUUGCAUUAUAUGUCUAUACCGGGUGAUUUGGACAUGACCAGUAUGCUUUAUCAACCUUCAUCUGAUUAUGCUGCUGAGAUUGUAGGUGGUGUCCGAAGCACACCACCACCAUUGACAACACAUGGAUACUGUCAAGUGCCCUUGUUGAAUCGAUACAGUCUUUCUUUUGGCUAUACACAUCGUCGCCCACCAACCCAAUUUAAUUUGAUGGAACUGUUAGGUGGUUAUUUAGUGAAAUCGUUGUCUGGAUUCAAGAUGGAUAUUGUAGGUCGACACUCGGAUGGUUAUUUUGUCAAAGGAGGUAGGUAUAUAUAUAUAUACAUAUAUAGGUUGAGCGAAUAG
Messenger RNA from Gilbertella persicaria, 1746 nucleotides. RefSeq names its product glycoside hydrolase. NCBI's taxonomy places the organism in Eukaryota, Fungi, Mucoromycota, Mucoromycetes, Mucorales, Choanephoraceae. The transcript has 5 exons. The record is from RefSeq and is a predicted model, not a curated record. Gene Ontology annotation, cellular component: membrane; endoplasmic reticulum. Gene Ontology annotation, molecular function: mannosyl-oligosaccharide 1,2-alpha-mannosidase activity; calcium ion binding. Gene Ontology annotation, biological process: endoplasmic reticulum mannose trimming; mannose trimming involved in glycoprotein ERAD pathway; carbohydrate metabolic process. Bases 1 to 1746 code for a protein of 581 amino acids.